CUGUCCUAUUGGAAUUGAACCAGAGCUGUCUUGAACCAUGGAAGUAGUUCUCUCUUCUUCAGCUACUGCACUCACCACAAUCGCAAACUUCUUAACAAAACCUCACAAAACCCCAUCUCCUACAUCCACUUCUUCCCCAAUAACCAUUCAAUUUGUCACUUCCAGGAAUAAAAACAACAAAAAUAACGUCGUCAAUCUCUCUUCUUCACAAUCUUGGUCCAUUUCUUGUGUUUCUUUGUCAACUAGGACAAGGGCGAUAACAAGUUCUACGCCUCCCACUUUCACUUCUCUAUCUUCAAACCGCAGUGGCCAUCAACGCCACUGGAUGGUGGUCAUGGAGGCCCUACCACCAGAGCUUAAUUCCAAACCGGAGAUAAUUGAUUACUAUGUGAAGACCCUAGAAAGAGUUCUGGGCAGUCAGAGAGAUGCUCAGAUGUGUAUAUAUAAUGCUUCUUACAAUACCCAUUUCGGGUUCUGCUGUGAUAUUGAUGAAGAAACGUCCCAUCAACUAGCCCGUCUAUCUGGUGUGUUAUUAGUUAGGCCCGACCCAGAUUUUAACUCUGUGGAAAAGGACUAUAACUUCUCAAAAGGUCAAUCACAUUUUCCACCAAGCUCAUACAUUGGCAACUUUCUACUAUUUCCUUUGGGGACUUCUACAUACUGGGUUGUUCAAACGGACAAACCAGCAAUUGGAGCCAUCACAAAGGCAAUGGUGGUUGAUCAUUAUGCUCAAUUACUAACCAAGGUUCUGGGGAACGAGAAGGAUGCCCAAAUGUGUAUAUAUCACAUAUCCUGGCAAGCCCAUUUUGGAUUCUGUUGUGAACUUGAUGAAGAGUGUGUUCGGGAGUUAGCUAGUGUGCCUGGUGUUCUAUCUGUUUAUCCCGAUGAAAAUUUUGAGUCAGAUGAUAAGAAUUAUGGAGUUCUUAUUAUCCAGUGUGCUUUUUCACUUACCAUUCACCGUUGUGGUACAAUUUCCGAUCCACUAACAGGAACUUAUCUUCCAGGUGAGAAUUCACAGCAGUCUAGGGACACCCUGGAUUCUUCAGCAGCAAGUCAAGCACCACACAUUAAAACAAAGAAGCUUUUUGUAACUGGUCUAUCUUUUUAUACAUCAGAGAAAACUUUGCGUGCAGCAUUUGAGGGUUUUGGUGAGCUUGUUGAAGUUAAAAUUAUAAUGGACAAGAUUUCUAAAAGGUCCAAAGGGUAUGCCUUUAUAGAAUACACCACCGAGGCUGCUGCAAGUGCAGCUCUCAAAGAGAUGAAUGGCAAGGUAGCUGCAAACAGUCGUUGUUUUACUUCAUAG
Ilex paraguariensis (yerba mate) is the source of this 1303-nucleotide messenger RNA. The record is from the annotation of a GenBank genome assembly. NCBI's taxonomy places the organism in Eukaryota, Viridiplantae, Streptophyta, Magnoliopsida, Aquifoliales, Aquifoliaceae.